Molecule: messenger RNA, 2306 nt
Organism: Dermacentor silvarum
Lineage: Eukaryota; Metazoa; Arthropoda; Arachnida; Ixodida; Ixodidae
Product: glycoprotein 3-alpha-L-fucosyltransferase A
Exons: 8
Coding region: 183-1631 (482 amino acids)
Cellular component (GO): membrane
Molecular function (GO): alpha-(1->3)-fucosyltransferase activity
Source: RefSeq, a predicted model, not a curated record
UUGGCCGCGUCGUUAUCGAGGAAACAGCGCAUAGCAUGCUGCGUGGGUCAACUUUUGCAUCUCUACUUGACUCCGCGAAGCCCCCUCCUUUUGUUUCCUUCAUCUGCCGACGUUGCUUUUCCGUUAAGGUUGCCAGGCGAAUGAGAUGACCUGCGGAACCGACGUUCUGCUGCUGCUGCUGCAUGGCGUUCUCCCGUCACGCGCUGUUGGUGGGCCACGCGGGCGGCCUUCGGCGCUGCGUCCUGGUCGCAGUGCUGGUCAGCGGGUUCACGCUGGUCAUUUUCCAGCUCAAUCUGACUUCCAAGCAGAGCACGGCGCUGCCGUGGAUGUCGGCCAGCCCGGACCGGAGCGGCCGUGAGAGCAGGACGGAGCGAGCCCACCGUAUCAUGGAGCGCCAGCUAUUCAGGGACAGCGAGCAAGCCGACCACCGACACGAAGACAUGUCCCUGUCGUGGUCGGGCAAGAAGUUGCCCUGGUUCUUCACCAACGGCACCGAGUGGCCUCGUCCAUCGAGCAAGCUGUCGAGGCUCCCCAACGUGUGGCCCGACCCGCAGUCGCCGCACGACGACCGCAUCGUGUCGCAGCUCAUGUACCUGCCGCCAGGAUACAAGGCGCAGCCCAAGAGCGUCAACACGACCUAUAUACCGGAUAAUCAGGGGCUCAGGCAGAUUCAUAAUGACUCGUCCAUGAAGACCAUUCUUCUGGACGGCAGCUGGUACGACUUCCUGAGUGGUCAGGCGCUGUUCCUUCGUGACCGGUGUCCCGUGGACAAGUGCCGCGUCUUCAUGGGGAGCGCCAACGGAGGCGUAGCCGCGAUGGCGGACGCCAUCAUAUUCAAGGACGGCUACAGCUUGACACCGCAGACGAGCAAAGGGAACCAGCGGUGGAUAGUGUACCUGCUCGAGAACCCCUUGCACUCGGCCGUCUCGCAGGAAUCGAGCGGCAUCGACUGGACGGCCACCUACAGGAAGGACUCGGAUAUUGUGACGCCGUACGAAAAGUUCGUGCUCUUCGACCCGCUGGUGAAGACGAUAAAGCGCGACUACGACUACGCCCAGAACAAAACCAAGAUGGUCGCCUGGUUCGUCUCCAACUGCGCGGCCGCCAACGGGCGCCUCGAGUACGCGCACAAACUAAGCAAUUACAUACAGGUGGACAUCUACGGCCAGUGCGGGCCUCUUUCGUGUCCGCGACAUGAGAGUGAGAGGUGCUACCAGAUGUUGGACAUGGAAUACUUAUUUUACCUGGCAUUCGAGAACGCCAACUGCAAGGACUACAUCACCGAGAAGUUCUUCAAUGCUCUGCGGCACAAUGUGGUCCCCGUGGUGAUGGGCGCUUCCCGUGAGGAGUACCUGGCCGCGGCUCCGUACCAUUCGUACAUCCACGUGGACGACUUCGCGUCGCCCAAGGAGCUGGCCGAGUACCUGCACCUGCUUAGCCGCAACCGGUCGCUGUACAACCAGUACUUCGAGUGGAAAGGCACCGGCGAGUUCGUCAACACGUACUUCUGGUGCCGCCUGUGCGCAAUGCUGCACGCGCCGCCAGCUCCGGCGAAGCGGCGAACGCAAAGCGUUCACGACUGGUGGCUAAAAGACGCGUGCAAGAGUGCGAACGAUGCACCCCAGACCUGACUUGCGUUCACUAUAUAUAGGUUCGAUGCGCAUUUUCACACGAUGUUUUAGAGAUUUGACUGCAGGACUGAUCCACUCGGCCCGUUUCACGACCGUCCAUUUUUGUUCUCGUGUGACUCGUUGGCGCGUGCCAUGCAAAGACUGAAACUGUACACGAAACUGCGUACAGCAGCCGUGUGCGACACGUGGAUUGCUACCUUUUCGUUGUCUCUUGUCGCAAUGUUGCAUUGUCUGUGCCUCCCGCCCCUUUACUCCUUCCUUCUUUCUUAAAGGUCGUACCAAGUCAAGCUGUGCCAGUUUGUUAUCUGCGCAGCGGAAAAAUCGGAAAAAAAAAAACAAGCUGGGCGACACAGGGAGACUGAGGAGCUCACGUGUCCGGAUAUGAUUUCUUGCUGAUGCCUGUCACUGUGUUUGCGCUCACAUUUUUUUUUUCAUUUGUUAGUCCCGCUUCCGUGCAUUUGUUACUGUUUGUUUGCUGGCUUGUUUAAUGAUUACAACUUGUUUUCGUGUUUGUUUGAGUGUCGUUUUGGGCUUUCAGAAGGAGGCUGUGACAGUAUUUCAUAAUAUCGAUGCGCGCGUAUUUGCGAAUUUCAAAUUACGCACCAAUGAAUGCACAUCACAGGCGUCGGUAAUCAUUUCUAGCUAUUUAUACACUGUUGUCCAUUUCCGAUGGGC